AUGGUCUUCCACAUUUUGCUUGGAAGCCCAUCUGAUGCAGAGCCGAAACCCAUGGCGCGUAGGCGAGUGGCUACAUCAGCUGGAAGAUCCUCAAUGCUGCGUAGGACAAAGCGGUCAGCGCCAUCUGUCAUACAUAUCCCUCUGAACUCUUGGAAUCCCCAUACGUUGCGGUUGCCUGAUUUCAACAGAAUGCGAACUGCUUUGGCGACCACAACCUCUUGUACAGCUAUCAGCUCAUGCAGGCACGGCACAAAGUCUUCGCUCCCCAAGCACGCGACUUGCUACAGCACAUUCGACAUCCCAUGCUACGGACCAGAAUACAAUACCAGUGGUUGUCCAAGCACGGCAUACAGCAAGAGUGUGAUUGAGGAUGCGUUGACGCAGGAGAGCGGUGCUGUGCCAUAUAUUGGUUGCAGUGGCCCAAGGUACAACGAGAUCGAGGCAGGAAGAGCUGCGAACACAACGGAUACUGGCAGGACAGUGGUCAGCGAGGUGUGGUAUUUCAUGCACGCCUACCGCCGCCCACAGGAUCACCACACCAUGCUUGUCGACUCUACUACUCUCAGUGGAUGCACAAAUGCCACCAAUGCUGUGCGAUACUACGAGACUACUGUACAGGAUGCCGCACAGCCAGGUAACUACACUUCCUGA
Fulvia fulva is the source of this 651-nucleotide messenger RNA. RefSeq lists its product as uncharacterized. Bases 1 to 651 code for a protein of 216 amino acids. The record is from RefSeq and is a predicted model, not a curated record. NCBI's taxonomy places the organism in Eukaryota, Fungi, Ascomycota, Dothideomycetes, Mycosphaerellales, Mycosphaerellaceae. The transcript is spliced from 4 exons. Gene Ontology annotation, molecular function: ribonuclease T2 activity; RNA binding.